Messenger RNA from Caenorhabditis briggsae, 429 nucleotides. The record is from RefSeq and is a predicted model, not a curated record. NCBI's taxonomy places the organism in Eukaryota, Metazoa, Nematoda, Chromadorea, Rhabditida, Rhabditidae. The transcript has 3 exons. Bases 1 to 429 code for a protein of 142 amino acids.
AUGUCAACUACCAAUCAUGCUGAUGGCUACCAUAAUAAUAAUAAUAAUAAAAUACUGACAUUUACGACCAUUUCUGAAGGAAAUGAAGAAUUGAUGGAUUUUGAACAACAUAGUAAUACCUCCUCUUCAGUCAAUUCUUACUCGUCCAAUAAAAAUAAGAAUAAAUCGAUUGAUGAACACAAGAAGCGUCAACAAAAACUCGACAAUCUCAAACGUCGUUCAACUAUAUUAGAUGAAGAGAUUAAAUGGUCGCAAAAAAUUAAUGAGCUGCACAAGAAGAAAGAUCAAGAUCAAUUGAAAGCGAAGAAAAUCAUCCAAAAAGAGCAAGCCCAUCUUCGCGCGUUGAAUCUCAAGAACAAGCAAGCUGCCUUGAAGAAGAAGCAAUUAGAAGCAGAGCAGGAGACCGAAUCAGAAGAAGAUUUGACGUAA